GCCACAGUGGAGGCGUUCAGAAGUAGAGCCGCUCCGGUUUGAUUGGAGGAAGUAAUACAUCAACAAAGAAAGAUGGCCGAAGUCAUAGAACUGCAGAAACUGAAGCUUGCUGAACUGAGGCAGGAGUGUGAUGCCCGAGGCCUGGAGACAAAGGGAAAUAAAGGAGAACUCAUUGCCCGACUUCAAGCCUAUCUGGAGGAGCACGAGGAAGAUGUGGACGUAGACGAUGUGCUGGGAGAGGAUACAGAGGAUUUCACUAAAGUUGAGAGUGCCAACGAUGAGAAAGACAUCAAGGAAUCUGAGUCUACUGAGUGCGAGAUACCUGCUGAAAAGAAGGUGGUGAAAAUAACUCCUCCAUCAUCUGCCAGUGAAAGACUACAGAAGCGAGCUGAACGUUUCAACUUGCCUGCAUCAGCUGAGAGCAAAAAGGCCAUACGUGCAGCAAGGUUUGGCUCCACCGAUGCUUCCAGUCCCUCUCCAGGUCUGUUGCUUUACUAAACUGGUUUUAUAUGUUCUCACUGGAGCAAAAGGUUCCCAGGAAUACACCACUCUUUGGGAUUUCUCGCCAUAAAUGGAGUGUGAUUUCAAAAUAAAAUCAUGUUUAGUGGUAGUUAGACUUUUUUAUAGUCAGAUCGUCAGAUUAUGUGGUAGGAGAACAAUUCCCGGUAAAAGUACACUACCUUUUGAGGUAAAGAAAACAGGGAUA
Molecule: messenger RNA, 706 nt
Organism: Micropterus salmoides (largemouth bass)
Lineage: Eukaryota; Metazoa; Chordata; Actinopteri; Centrarchiformes; Centrarchidae
Product: SAP domain-containing ribonucleoprotein-like
Exons: 7
Coding region: 73-498 (141 amino acids)
Biological process (GO): poly(A)+ mRNA export from nucleus
Cellular component (GO): nucleus
Source: RefSeq, a predicted model, not a curated record